This is a messenger RNA of Syngnathus typhle (broad-nosed pipefish), 1496 nucleotides long. RefSeq names its product coiled-coil domain-containing protein 127-like. The coding region runs from base 141 to 983 and encodes 280 amino acids. The record is from RefSeq and is a predicted model, not a curated record. Lineage: Eukaryota; Metazoa; Chordata; Actinopteri; Syngnathiformes; Syngnathidae. The transcript has 4 exons.
AUGCAAUGCAGUCGAUUCGUCACCGACCUUCAUUUGGACCUUGCCAUGUCAUGCACAACUACACUAAACGAGUACUCACUGCUUUCCUGGAGGAUAAUAUCCUCUUGGAAAGGAGGCGAGAAGCAGCUUGAACAGCAGCCAUGUUGUCCGUUAGAGCCUCAAUGAACAACCUGAAUGACCCCCCAAGAUGGAACAUUCGACCAGACGCAGGAGAAAGAGGAGAGGGAGGCGCAGAUGGCAACCAGUGGAACUAUGCUCUCCUGGUGCCAAUGCUGGGGCUGGCCGCAUUUCGUUGGAUCUGGACCCGCGAGUCUCAGAGAGAGAUCGAGAAGGUCAAAUCCAAGUAUAACAAAGAUGUGUUCCUGGUAAAAAGCGAGUUGGAGUCCAGGUAUGAAGAGACGUUAACAGAGAGGCGCAGAGCCGUGGCUUCCUUGGAGCUGGAGCUCGAGAAGGAAAGACAGAGGGUGAAAGGCUACAAGCAGGCCAUGAUCUCCCAGAGCCAUCUCCUGGUAGAAGAACGGAAACAUUUACAGCAGGAGCAUGAGUGGUUGGAAGAAGAGAAGCAAAAGUAUAUCAAGUCUGGAGCCGGAGGAGCUGUCCUGCAUCAGGCCACGGAGCAACAGAAUGAGUGGUUCCAGAGAGCCAAUGCCGCACUGAGCCAUCUCGAGGCUCAACUGGUGGAGCGCCAGAACGCCUACUGUUCCCUCAUCCUACCUCGAGACAAGCGCCUAGAGAUGGAGAGAAACAUGCUGCUGGAAGCCGUCAAGGAGCCUGUCCUGGAUGAACUGAACCUGGAGGAUGAUCUCCAAGAUAUUUUUAAGAGGGAUAAGCAUUGUGCAAACGUGAUGAACGUGGACAAGAGGAAGAAUGGAAGUCUCAUGUGGGUUUAUCUCAAGUACUGGCAGCUGCAGGUCACUGUUCAGAAACACAAGAGAACCGAGGCAGUCCUCCUCGGGGAGAACGUUAAGCCGCAAACAAAAUGAGAAGAACAUCAGAAAGGGAAUAUGGACCGAGUUCUGACUUGUGUCACAUUUUUAAAACAAUGAGUUCUCCCCGGAUACCCAAAUAAGAAGCAUUCGCUUUAACUCACCAGAUCGAAAUGCACUUAACCGCAAUCAAAGCUUCAAAUCUAGUCUUUUGAAAUGAACAUUUCAGGACAUGCACUUGAUUGGCAACAUUUUCAUGGAUAAAGAUAUUUUAGCGUGAAAUGUGCAUCUUCAGCUCUAUCUUAUGUUCAGAUGCCCUAAGCCAGUGCUUCUCAAUUAUUUUCUGUUACGCCCCCCCCUAGCAAGAAGAAAACUAUUCGCGCCCCCCCUCCCCACCGUGACUAUCCUAACUUGUCUUGUAAGUCGUAAAAUGUUGCACUGUCGCAACUGACGCGCCCCCCCAGGAAUAGCACCGCGCCCCACUAUUUGAGAAGCACUGGCCUAGGUGACUGAUUCACAAUUUGGUUUUGUCUGAUAUCAGAGAUUAAAUAAAGAAAACCAACUGGCUGA